This is a messenger RNA of Batrachochytrium dendrobatidis JAM81, 402 nucleotides long. RefSeq lists its product as uncharacterized. Gene Ontology annotation, biological process: translation; ribosomal large subunit biogenesis. Gene Ontology annotation, molecular function: RNA binding; structural constituent of ribosome. Gene Ontology annotation, cellular component: cytosolic large ribosomal subunit; ribosome. The coding region runs from base 1 to 402 and encodes 133 amino acids. The record is from RefSeq and is a predicted model, not a curated record. The transcript has 4 exons. NCBI's taxonomy places the organism in Eukaryota, Fungi, Chytridiomycota, Chytridiomycetes, Rhizophydiales.
AUGACUUUCUCAAGACUUGUUGAGGUUGGCCGCGUUGUCAACAUUACUUUUGGUCCCGAUGCUGGCAAACUUGCCGUUAUUGUUGAGAUCAUUGAUCACGGACGAGUUCUCGUUGACGGUCCCACCACCGGUGUUACUCGCCAGUCUCUUCCCUUUAAGCGUCUUGCCCUUACCUCGAUUGUUUUGAAGAUUCCUCGCGGUGUUGGCUCUUAUGCUCUCAAGGGUAUGGUCGAAAAGCAGGACCUUUUGGGUCUUUGGGGCCAGACUGCAUGGGCCAAGAAGAUCCAGCAGCGUGCUACUCGUGCUGCUCUCACUGACUUUGAGCGUCACAACCUGCGUCGCCUCCGCGCUCAGAAAACUGCAGUUAUUGCUAAAUGCCUCGCCAAAACAAAGUCUCAGUAA